Lottia gigantea (owl limpet) is the source of this 1134-nucleotide messenger RNA. RefSeq lists its product as hypothetical. Lineage: Eukaryota; Metazoa; Mollusca; Gastropoda; Lottiidae. The record is from RefSeq and is a predicted model, not a curated record. The coding region runs from base 1 to 1134 and encodes 377 amino acids. The transcript has 2 exons.
AUGAAUUUAACAGUGAAUUUGUAUUAUUUUGUUGAUGUUGUUAUAGUGACCUGUUUAAUUAUUAAAACAUGGUCCAAUACCAAGUCUAACAACAAGUCGGAUAUCAAGACUCUGUCCAAUGUCAAGUCCAAUGUCAAGACCAAUGUCAAAAACAAGUCUUUUUUUGAAUUAAAAACAAAGGAUAUUACAGCAGCAUCUAAAAAACAACCAAAACCAUCAGUAAAUAACACGACACAGUCAGUGGUGGUGAAAAUAACCAAACCAACAAAAUAUUUGAUCUACCUCUGUGAUAGUAAACGAUAUUGUGGUGGUUUCGGUGAUCGACAGCGGGGAAUAGCUUACGCCUUCAUGGCUGCGAUUCAGUUGGAUAGAAAAUUUGGAAUCGUUAUGUCUACACCUUGUGAUGUUCGACAAUUUUUUAUUCCAAAUAAAUACAAUUGGAUUAUUCCUGAAAGUGACCUGAUCGGGAAACCACAGAAACUCAUCAACUCCGUUGGUUUAGGAGGCAUGAAUUUGUCAAACGACACUACCGAGGUGAUUUAUUUAAGAACUAAUGCCCCUGGAAAUGAUUACAUUUAUCGUCGUAUCCGGCAUAAAUUACCCCCAUAUCUAAAAGGUGGGACGACACGAAAACAAAUUUUUAAACUAAUUUGGGAAUCUUUGAUGAAACCAUCACGUCACGUGAUCAACCAUUUAAAAACGCUCGCUUUGCCCGAGAAUAUGACUUGUGCGCAUGUCCGGAUCGGAAAGAGUAAAAAUUUACCGAACGAUCCAGCGAGGAAUAAGUUAACCAGUGUGCCUAAACUUUGGGAUUUUAUGGAAAAAUUUAACAAAGCCAAUACAUUAUUUGUCGCAACUGACAAUAUCGAAGUUCGAGAUUCAGCACGACGGCGAUUCACGAAGCGUUAUUUCGAUUCCGAGGGAAAAAUCCUACACAUUGACAGACAAAAAGGACUGGACGCGGACUGCCUUGGGUUCGAAACUUCAAUAAUUGAUCAAAUCAUACUGUCCAAGUGUAGCGUUCUGAUUAUAUCAAGAAGUAGUUUCAGUUUUCGAGCCGCCAUGCUGGGAAAAAAAUCGAAAGAUCUUUAUAGCUUUCACGGGACGUCAAUAAAACCUUUCAAAUUGACCUGA